AUGGUGGUGCCCAUUGCAGAGGAUGGAGCACGGAGUGUCCGAGAGAGAGGGCGAGCUAAGCGAGGCAGCCAUCAGCGGAGCCACAUCCAGGCCUUUCACCUGCAGAGGCCAGUCCUUUAUGCGCGCAGAGGGUUGAUCACAGACAUCGAUAAAAAAAGAAAUCUCAUUUGUGGUGCCAGACGUGCUUACUGUCAAUGUCACACAAGGUCUGGAGAGGAGGAGAGCAGAGAGGAGGAGAGCAGAGAGGAGGAGAGCAGAGGAGGAGAGCAGAGGAGGAGAGCAGAGGAGGAGAGCAGAGAGGAGGAGAGCAGAGGAGGAGAGCAGAGGAGGAGAGCAGAGGAGGAGAGCAGAGAGGAGGAGAGCAGAGAGGAGGAGAGCAGAGAGGAGGAGAGCAGAGGAGGAGAGCAGAGAGGAGGAGAGCAGAGGAGGAGAGCAGAGGAGGAGAGCAGAGAGGAGGAGAGCAGAGGAGGAGAGCAAGAGGAGGAGGAGGAGAGCAGAGAGGAGGAGAGCAGAGAGGAGGAGAGCAGAGGAGGAGAGCAGAGGAGGAGGAGAGCAGAGAGGAGGAGAGCAGAGGAGGAGAGCAGAGGAGGAGGAGAGCAGAGAGGAGGAGAGCAGAGGAGGAGAGCAGAGAGGAGGAGAGCAGAGAGGAGAGAGAGAGAGAGAGGAGGAGAGCAGAGAGGAGGAGAGCAGAGGAGGAGAGCAGAGAGGAGGAGAGCAGAGGAGGAGGAGAGCAGAGGAGGAGAGCAGAGGAGGAGAGCAGAGAGGAGCAGAGAGGAGCAGAGGAGAGCAGAGAGGAGGAGAGCAGAGAGGAGGAGAGCAGAGAGGAGGAGAGCAGAGGAGGAGAGCAGAGAGGAGGAGAGCAGAGAGGAGGAGAGCAGAGGAGGAGAGCAGAGAGGAGGAGAGCAGAGAGGAGGAGAGCAGAGGAGAGAGAGAGCAGAGGAGGAGAGAGGAGGAGAGCAGAGGGAGGCAGAGAGGAGGAGAGAGCAGAGGAGGAGAGGAGGAGAGCAGAGGAGGAGAGCAGAGAGAGGGAGGAGAGCAGAGGAGGAGAGCAGAGGAGGAGAGCAGAGAGGAGGAGAGCAGAGAGGAGGAGAGCAGAGAGGAGGAGAGCAGGAGAGGAGAAGAGAGCAGAGAGGAGGAGAGCAGAGAGGAGGAGAGCAGAGGAGGAGGAGAGCAGAGAGGAGGAGAGCAGAGAGGAGGAGAGCAGAGGAGGAGAGCAGAGGAGGAGAGCAGAGGAGGAGAGAGAGGAGGAGAGCAGAGAGGAGGAGCAGAGGGAGGAGGAGAGCAGAGGAGGAGAGCAGAGAGGAGGAGAGCAGAGAGGAGAGAGCAGAGGAGAGGAGAGAGAGAGGAGGAGAGCAGAGGAGGAGAGCAGAGGAGGAGAGCAGAGGAGGAGAGCAGAGAGGAGGAGAGCAGAGAGGAGGAGAGCAGAGAGGAGAGGCAGAGGAGGAGAGCAGAGGAGGAGAGCAGAGGAGGAGAGCAGAGGAGGAGAGCAGAGAGGAGGAGAGCAGAGAGGAGGAGGAGAGAGAGAGGAGGAGAGCAGAGAGGAGGAGAGCAGAGAGGAGGAGAGCAGAGAGGAGGAGAGCAGAGAGGAGGAGAGCAGAGGAGGAGAGCAGAGAGGAGGAGAGCAGAGGAGGAGAGCAGAGGAGGAGAGCAGAGGAGGACAGAGGAGAGCAGAGGAGGAGGAGAGCAGAGAGCAGAGGAGAGAGAGAGAGAGGAGGAGAGCAGAGGAGGAGGAGGAGAGAGGAGGAGAGAGCAGAGAGAGGAGAGAGGAGAGCAGAGGAGGAGAGCAGAGGAGGAGGAGAGCAGAGAGGAGGAGAGCAGAGAGGAGGAGAGCAGAGAGGAGGAGAGCAGAGAGGAGGAGAGCAGAGGAGGAGAGCAGAGGAGGAGAGCAGAGAGGAGGAGAGCAGAGAGGAGGAGAGCAGAGGAGGAGAGCAGAGAGGAGGAGAGCAGAGAGGAGGAGAGCAGAGAGGAGGAGAGCAGAGAGGAGGAGAGCAGAGGAGGAGAGCAGAGAGGAGGAGAGCAGAGGAGGAGAGCAGAGAGGAGGAGAGCAGAGAGGAGGAGAGCAGAGGAGGGGAGCAGAGAGGAGGAGAGCAGAGGAGGAGAGGAGGGGAGCAGAGAGGAGGAGAGCAGAGAGGAGGAGAGCAGAGGAGGAGAGCAGAGGAGGAGGAGAGCAGAGAGGAGGAGAGUAGAGGGGAGGAGAUGAGAGAAGAGGAUAUCUGA
Knipowitschia caucasica is the source of this 2217-nucleotide messenger RNA. Lineage: Eukaryota; Metazoa; Chordata; Actinopteri; Gobiiformes; Gobiidae. The record is from the annotation of a GenBank genome assembly.